AUGUCGCUGAUCACCCACCCUUGCGCAGUCUGCGGCCAAACGACGACGCUGUGGUGCAGCCGGUGCCAGAGUAUCUGGUACUGUUCACCAGACCAUCUGCAGGGUGAUUGGCCACGCCACAAAAGGGAAUGCGUCCCCGUCAAUGCCGCCGGUCAUCCGAACACGAUUGCUACUCCGCCGCCGGCGCAACAGCAACUCGUCCAGGUGGCGGCGAUGCUCUUCGCGCCAGAAGAAGAUCGGUCACGGCUAAUCACUGUACAGUGCCGUCCUCAAGGCACUGCUUCUCAAGGAAUGUGUCCCAUGCCGCUUGUGCAAGAUUACUUCACCGAGAGCGUGCCAAACACAAUCAUUCUCACCCAAGGUCUCAACGGGGAGCCCCUUCGAUUCCCGUUGCAUAUAUGGUACUGUCCCAAGGCGCUCCAGCGUGGUUCGCCGGUCAAUCGCGCGAUUCACCGAAUCACAUCUGGCGCCGCUGCCAGGCCAUGGUGCGGAACCGUGAUCGUGCUCAAAUUCAAUGGCUCGCGUAGGCAGGGUUACUCUGAUGCGAGCACCAACGAUCUACCCGCGCUCUCCGCAUAUUUCUUGGCGUAUAAGUAA
Messenger RNA from Fomitopsis serialis, 597 nucleotides. RefSeq lists its product as uncharacterized. Bases 1 to 597 code for a protein of 198 amino acids. The record is from RefSeq and is a predicted model, not a curated record. NCBI's taxonomy places the organism in Eukaryota, Fungi, Basidiomycota, Agaricomycetes, Polyporales, Fomitopsidaceae. The transcript is spliced from 3 exons.